Schistocerca gregaria is the source of this 1776-nucleotide messenger RNA. RefSeq names its product lachesin-like. The record is from RefSeq and is a predicted model, not a curated record. NCBI's taxonomy places the organism in Eukaryota, Metazoa, Arthropoda, Insecta, Orthoptera, Acrididae. The transcript is spliced from 10 exons. Gene Ontology annotation, cellular component: neuron projection. The coding region runs from base 2 to 1300 and encodes 432 amino acids.
GAUGCGCGCCUCCGCGCCGCUGGGGCCGCCGCUCUGCCUGCUGCUGCUCGCCUCCGCCGCCGCCCCCGACACGCCGCCCCCGGCCGCCGCCAAUGCCGCCGGCGCAGUCGCCGACCUGCCGCAGUUCGGGGAGACGAUCAGCAACGUGACGGUGCCUGUGGGCCGCGAAGCCACGCUGUCCUGCGUGGUACACCACCUGCUCAGCUACAAGGUGGCGUGGCUGCGAGUCGACACACAGACGAUCCUGACGAUUGCGACGCACGUGAUCACCAAAAACCACCGCAUCGGCGUCACCCACAGCGACCUGCACACGUGGCAGCUGCACGUGCGGGACGUGCGGGAGUCCGACCGCGGCUGGUACAUGUGCCAGAUCAACACGGACCCCAUGAAGAGCCAGGUCGGCUACCUGCAAGUGGUCGUUCCGCCCGACAUCCUGGACUACCCGACGAGCACGGACAUGGUGGUGCGCGAGGGCACCAACGUGACGCUGCGCUGCGCAGCCACCGGCUCGCCCACCCCCACCGUGACGUGGCGGAGGGAGGGCGGCGAGGACAUCCCGCUCGGCAACGGCCAGCACGUUGCGAGCGUGGAGGGCAGCGUGUUCCACAUCAAGCGCGUGAACCGGCUGCACAUGGGCGCCUACCUCUGCAUCGCCUCCAACGGCGUCCCGCCCAGCGUCAGCAAGCGCAUCAUGCUCAUCGUACACUUUCCGCCAAUGAUCUGGAUCCAGAACCAGCUGGUCGGUGCCUACGAAGGUCAGGAGAUGACUCUGGAGUGUCACUCCGAGGCCUUCCCCAAGUCCAUCAACUACUGGACGCGUGACCACGGGGAGAUCAUCGCUCAAGGUGGGCGUUACGAGCCAGUACUAUUGGACAACGCGUACAAGGUGCACAUGAAGCUGACGAUUCGUGCCGUCGGUCCCAACGACUGGGGCACCUACCGCUGCGUCUCCAAGAACUCGCUCGGUGACACGGACGGCAGCAUCAAGCUAUACCGUAUCCCGCCGCCAUCGACUCCGCACCGUCCGCCUGAAGUCACGACGACGGAACUGCCGGUCGUCACAGAGCGCCGUGAGGUGCCUCCCGCGCAGAGCUACAGACCUGCAGCGGAGAUUGGCGAGAGCGAUCCCAGGGCCAACGACGUGCUGGUGCGCCAUCCUCCACAAGAGAGUGCGGCGGCGGACCUUCGACUCCGCAGCGCCCCUGCCGUCCGCAGCGAGGCAACCUGCCGCUCGCCGCCGUCGGUGAGGCUGCUACUCCACUGGCUGAUAGUACUGGCAGCUGCCGCCAGGUGGCAGUGAGGAGGGGCUGCCACUGGACGACGCUUCUUGCGCCGACACUGACUUCUCGAAAUUUAAAAUGCAACAACCAAUAAUGACUCAAGUUCCUGUCUGUAGUGUGGCAAUAUUUAACUAGUUAAAUGUGCUUCUACAGAUAAAAAAAAAAGAAAGAAUGUUUUUACUGCAGCAGUUUUAUGAGUGAAUUAACAGUUUCACGAAAGGAAAUAAGCCAGGGACAGUCUAAAAAUGCAACAGAAUUAAAUGUGAACUGUAAUGUGUAAAUAUUCUGUGUACAUUUAUCUCUGUCAAAACACAAUAUUAAUCCAUUAGUAAAGUUUGGAAAUCAUUAUUGAAUCUAUAAUAGCAAUUAUGUAACAAAGUAUGUAAUUUAAUUCAUCUGUACUAAAACUUUGCUGUAUAACAAAUCAGAUCUGCCUCGCCCAUAAUUUGAAGAAACGGAUCCUGAAGUCAAAGUGCAAAAUAAUGAGCUUCUGAGA